Messenger RNA from Vanessa tameamea, 12799 nucleotides. RefSeq names its product hemocytin (gene Hml). Gene Ontology annotation, molecular function: chitin binding; protein binding. Lineage: Eukaryota; Metazoa; Arthropoda; Insecta; Lepidoptera; Nymphalidae. Gene Ontology annotation, cellular component: extracellular matrix; extracellular region. The transcript has 75 exons. The coding region runs from base 105 to 12338 and encodes 4077 amino acids. The record is from RefSeq and is a predicted model, not a curated record.
UGCAUUAUAAUUUAAACGUUAGGAUUCAGUAUAGCUGGUGAUUUACAAGCUAUACAUCGUUUCGUUAAUUUUUUUAAUGGGCCAUAUAUGGAUAAUUAAAUAAGAUGAAUUUAUAUACGAGUGUUUUUAUAUUAUUGUUUGAGAUAUAUAUUUGUGAAGCUGGUUAUGGCGCAAUACCUGCCGAACAAUAUGGACAAUCCGACGUCCAGGCGCCGGAGUAUGUACCGGCGUAUUUGAAAAACCAAAAAUUCACGAAAACGAACUAUCCUAGAAAAUCCUAUUCGGGCAGGAAAACUAUGUACACCGGUACGAAAACUGGCUAUGGAGGUACAAAAACUGGUUAUGGAGGUACAAAAACUGGCUUUGCUGAAAAGAGGACGUGGCAUUCUUCAGGCGCAGGACCGACCUACAAAGACUUUUCCAACACCGCUAAUCAAGGAUACACAGGUCUUUGUGAGAUCGAGUGUAAGAAUAAUGGCAUCUGCGUUGAUAGAAACGUGUGUGUGUGUCCACCAAACUUCCACGGAAAGUACUGCGAGUUCGAGAAGAAAGCCUGCCUCGUAUAUCCGCCUUUGCCAAUGAACUCGGAAAGAAAAUGCUCAUCUGAACACUGCACAAUAACGUGUAAUGAAGGACACAAAUUUAUCGACGGUUCGACGAUAGCAAACAUGCGCUGCGUUGAAGGCCAAUGGAGACCAACACGAGCUGAUCUUACGUCGAUUCCAGAUUGCCAGCCCGAGUGCAAUCCUCCAUGUUUGAAUGGCGGAGUUUGCUUGUCGGUGAAUACGUGCCAGUGUCCCGCAGAUUAUAGAGGACCACAGUGCCAGUAUUCCGCCAGUGUUUGCGACGUCCGCAAGUUGGCGUUUAACGGCGGCUACAACUGCUUCGGAGACAGCGAAAAGUUUUCGUGCAAGUUGAAUUGUCCAAGCGGAGCCUCGUUCAGCACACCGGCUGUGGAACUGUACACAUGUCUCUACUCAACUGGAGUCUUCGAGCCACAGCCCAUACCGCACUGCGCGUUUAAUGAAGUUAUCGUGAUCACGCCUUCGAAUCAUCGAGUGAUUUCGCCUCUAUCUCAAGUACAUUCACCGAAUUCUACCGAUACUACGCCUUAUGAGAUAACGACUCAACGUGCAGGAAAAUACGGUGGUUACAACAACCCUGUUACUAUCGUAGUACAAGACUUUACUCCUAAAGGUGGUAGUUGCUUGACUUGGGCUGGCGUCCACUAUAAGACAUUCGAUGGGAAAAUAUACAGUUUCCAAUCGCCGUGCAAGCACAUUCUUGUCCGAGAUAGCACAGAACAUAAAUACACAAUAGCCAUCAGACACCCCCAGUGUGAGAGACAAGGAUACUGUCCAUCAGAGAUCAUCAUCUACUUGGAGGAGAAGAUGUAUUCCCUAAGUAUUGCAGAAGAUGGAUCAGUGGUAUUCCGGAACAGCAAGCGCAUGAUUCCGAUGCCUGCCUUCCUGCCCGGUAUCAGGGUGUCGAUGCCCAGUGACCAAGUCUUCGUUAACCUGGAUGUUGGCGUUACAGUCAAAUGGGAUACUAAUGAUCUAGUGAUAAUUGAAGGAUCAGUUCUGUUGUGGAACAAAACGGAAGGUCUUUGCGGCACUCUCGACGGCAAUCCAGAAAACGACAUGACAACAAAGGAAGGAAAUGUUGCACAGACUAAGUCUGUUAUGAUUGCGUCAUGGGAACUAAACAAAAUUGGUGACAUAUGCGACAGCAGUCCGACCGAUGUGAGCGCCUGCAACUCCAAGUCGAACGCGGAUAUGAAGAAUGCUCUCAGAUUCUGCAGCAAUGUCUUCAGCAAGGAUAAGUUCAGGAAGUGUUCGAAGGUUAUGGACGUAUCGCAACUGCUGGAGGUCUGUCAAUGGGACUACUGCGCUUGUACAACGAGCUUAAAUCCCGAGGAGUGCGCUUGCAGGACCGUGUCAGUGUACGCUAAGGAGUGCUUGAGACAUGGUGUCGAGGAAAUGAGAGCUUGGCGGGACUCUGAUACUUGCCCGAUGAAAUGUCCGGAGGGUAAGAUUUACAAGUCGUGUGGACCAGACACGCAGCCCAGCUGCUCCUUGCCCGAAGUUACACCCAAGGAUAACGCGUCCUGUGUGGAAGGAUGCUUCUGUCCUGAAGGUCUUCUUCUGGAGAGUGGUCGCUGUGUACCGAAGAGCGAGUGUCCGUGCCGAGUGAGGAACCAAGGCUUCCCGCCUGGUACCGUCAUACCCAAAGGCUGUAACACCUGUAAAUGCGAAUCUGGUGAAUGGACUUGCACCCAAGUACCUUGCGGUGCCCGCUGCGGUGCAGUAGGAGAUCCUCAUUACACCACGUUCGAUGGACUACGAUACAACUUCAUGGGACAUUGCACUUACACGCUGAUGAAAUCUCAAAACAUAACAAUCGACGUGGAGAACGUCGCUUGUUCUGGAGCCAUCACCGAGGCAAUGAACUUAGCUCCUUAUAAAGGCGAGGGUAAACCUUCUUGCACAAAAGCUGUGAACCUCGAGUACAACGGAGCCAACAUCCAUCUGAAGCAAGGAGGGUUCAUACUUGUGAACGGAAAGGAAAUCAACUCACUGCCCGUUAAUGUUGGAGACAUCAGGAUUCGCGCUGCGUCCUCUCUUUUCAUUAUAAUUCAACUGCCAAUCAAGGUUGAUCUUUGGUGGGAUGGAAACACAAGGGUAUUUGUGGAUGUACCACCUUCGUUCCACGAACAAACGAAGGGUCUUUGCGGAACUUUCAAUUUGAACCAAAAAGACGACUUCUUGACCCCCGAAGGUGAUGUGGAGCAAUCAGCUCUGGCAUUCGCCAAUAAGUGGAAAACCAGGGAGUUCUGUGACGAUGUUAUCACCAAAGAACCAGAGCACCCGUGUAAGGCUAAUAUCGAAAACAAGGAAUCUGCUGAGAAGUAUUGCAGCAAGUUGAAGAGCAAGUUGUUCGAAUCGUGCCACUGGUUCGUGGACGUGCAGCCGUACUACGAGGACUGCCUGUACGACAUGUGCGCGUGCGCGGGCGACGUGUCGCGCUGCCUGUGCCCCAUCCUGGGGGACUACGCCUCCGCCUGCGCGCGCAGCGGCGCCAUCGUGCACUGGCGGUACAGCGUCGCCGAGUGCGAGUUGCAAUGCAGCGGUGGUCAGGAGUACACGGUGUGCGCGGACAGCUGCCUGCGCACGUGCGCGGACGUGGCGCUGUCGGCCAGCGGGACGUGCAAGCCCUCGUGCGUGGAGGGCUGCGCGUGCCCCGUGGGACAGGUAUUAGACAACAACAACGUGUGCGUGCCCGUGGCUCUCUGUCCGUGUUUCCACAAGGGAAUGGAAUUCAAACCCGGUUAUAAAGAAGUGCGUGCUGGCAAACGGGAACGUGAUUUAUGUACUUGCGUGGGCGCCCGCUGGGACUGCGCGCCGGCCAGCGAGGACCAGAUACAGAACUACCCGCCGGCCGAGGACCUGCGCAGCGCCUGCAGCGCUGCCAACCACAUGGAGUUUACCACCUGCGAGACCAAGGAGCCGCUCACCUGCAAGAAUAUGCACCUACCACAAACUGUAACGUCGCAAGAGUGCCGUCCAGGCUGUCAGUGCAAGAAGGGCUAUGUACUGGAAGCAUCGACCAAAAAAUGCGUGGUACCAUCUGACUGUCCCUGCCACCAUGGUGGUCAGAGUUACCCAGAUGGUCACACGAUGCAAGAAGAAUGCAAUACAUGUGAAUGUAAGAGCGGAAAAUGGUCGUGCACUGAACGUAAGUGCGCGGGAGUUUGCGGCGCGUGGGGUGACUCACACGUGACAACAUUCGAUGGACAGAAUUACGACUUCGAAGGCGUCUGCACUUAUCUCCUCGCUAAAGGCACUGCGGAUGGGAAAGAUGGCUUCAGUGUUGAAAUACAAAAUGAGCCAUGCGGUACCACCGGCGCGACUUGCUCCAAGUCUGUGACGCUUCGUGUUGGUCGUGGAGGUGCUGAUGAGGAAAUCGUCUCCCUGACCAAGAGCGCUCCUCUUCCUGACACAACUCACUUGAAACGGAUAAAGCUCCGUUUGGCGGGCACGUACGUAUUCCUGGACGUGCAGUCGUUGGCCAUCAGUUUGCAAUGGGACCGUGGGCUACGGGUGUAUGUCAAAGUUGACUCCAUGUGGCAGAACCGGAUUAAAGGACUUUGUGGCAAUUACAACUCAGAUAUGCGAGAUGACUUCCAAACCCCUUCAGGCGGUGGCUUUGCCGAAACUUCACCACUAAUUUUCGCUGACUCCUGGAAACUGAAAUCUACAUGUCCUAAGCCAUUGGAAGUCACGGACCACUGCAAGGAGCGUCCGCACCGCAAGGAGUGGGCGUCCACCGUGUGCGGAGCGAUGAAGCGCUACCCAUUCUCGCUGUGCCACGCGGAGGUGGCGGCGGACGGGUUCGUGUCGCGCUGCGAGGCGGACGCGUGCGCGUGCGACGCGGGCGACGACUGCGCGUGCGCCUGCGCCGCGCUCGCCGCCUACGCGCACGCGUGCUCCGCGCGCGGGGUCGCCUUCAAGUGGCGGACGCAGGACCUCUGCCCAAUGCAGUGUGACGGCGAGUGUUCCAACUACAAUGAGUGCGUGUCGCCGUGUCCGCCAGAAACGUGCGAUAACACACUCGACUACGCACAAAUUAAAACUGUUUGCGAAAAGGACUCUUGCGUUGAAGGCUGCAAACCCAACAAAACUUGUGCAGAGGGUACGAUCUACUCUAACUCCUCACUACAGGAAUGCAUACCAAGAGCCAAGUGUAAGCCAGUAUGCAUAACGCUGGACGACGGUCGCGAAGUGUUGGAGGGUGAGAUACUGGAGCAGGAUGCUUGUCACACCUGCCGCUGCUCCAGAAAGGAGAGGAUUUGUACUGGACAACCCUGUGCUACUGAUGCGGUAAUGGAGGGAUCAACUGGACCACCAGAGACGACUCCACACGACCAACCCCUACAAUGUAAAACCGGAUGGACGGACUGGAUUAACCGCGGCCCACCUGAACUCAGCUCCGGCGGAGAAUCCGUCGAUAACGAACCUUUGCCGAAAAGCAACGAGCUUACAAUUGGAUCUCCGAUGUGCAAACCCGAAAUGAUGACUGAGAUUGAAUGCCGUACGGUCGGUGACCACAAGACGCCCAAGGAGACGGGACUCAACGUUGAAUGCAGUUUGGAGAAGGGUCUCAUUUGCUUAGAAGCUGAGAAAACUUGUCCUGACUUCGAGAUCAGAGUCCAUUGCAAGUGUGAAGAAGAACCGUUCCAAUGCCUGAACGCGAGUCACCCCAAUUACCCACACCCCACCGACUGUAGCAAGUUCUACGAGUGCACCCCCGACAUGACCAACCCAAGCAAACAGCAUAGUGUGCUCAAGAGCUGUGGAGAGGGACUCUUAUACAACCCUGUAGUGAUGGUGUGUGACUGGCCAGCCUCCGUGAUAGCUGUUAGGCCUGAGUGUGGGGACCUGACCACCACUACGACUACCAUUGGCGUCAGUGAGACGGAAGGAACUUCUCCGCCGACUACUUCUAGUUCAACAACUACAGAAUCGACGACUCGUCCGUGCCCGCCCGGGCAAGUGUUCAAAGACUGUGCGUUCCCUUGCGACAAACUGUGUGACCAUUUCAAGAAUGACUUGAUGAGUCAGGAUAAGUGCUUAAUUGGAGAAAAAUGCGUGUCUAGUUGCGUGGACGAAGCGGUCGCGAACAUCAAAUGCGACUUUGGGUCCAUGUGGCGUGACCGGAAGACUUGCGUGCCUCUGAAAGACUGCACGUGUGAUGACAGCGGACAGAUCAUUAAGCCCGGCGGUGUGGUCAACGAAGGUUGUCAAAAAUGCCAGUGCUUAGACAACGUAAUGCACUGCGACACAACAGAAUGCGUCUCUAUAGAAACCCCCAUUAAGGGCUCCACACACUCUCCAAUUAUGUUACCAGAGCCGCUUCGCACCCCUCGCCCUACCACGAGUACCACCACAACAACAUCCACAACCACCACAUCUACAACCACCACCACCACCACGACUCCCAUCCCUACUACAAUUACAACCAUCCGUACCACAAAUGCAACAACAUUCAUUCCAACAACAGUACCUAUUAUUGAAACUACCAUUCUAGUGAAGAAUACAGAAACGCCCCCACCAGAAUGCAACCCUGAUAACUACAAGAACUUACUAUGGGAAGGUGAUCGGUUGCCGACGAUCGCCUUCACGUCCAGCUCUGACGCCAGCCCGAUGUUUAAGCCAGAGUACGCAGUAUUUGAUGGACACCCUACUAGUUCCUCUGCUGGUAGCUGGAACCCAGACCUGUCAGACUCAAACCCCUACAUUCAAGUGGAACUGCCUCAGAAAGAGCCAAUUUAUGGCGUGAUGAUGCAGGGCAGUCCACUGUUUAACCAAUACGUCACCAGCUAUGAUAUUAUGUAUGGGGAUGAUGGUUCCGUCUUCUCCACUGUCGAUGGUCCCGAUAGAAAACCUAAGAUAUUCCGUGGACCGAUAGACAAUAAAACGCCAAUGAAACAAAUGAUCGAGCCGCCUAUCGAAGCUAAGUUUGUACGGAUCCGACCCAUCACAUGGCAUGAAGAGGUCGCAGUGCGCUUGGAGCUGAUUGGUUGUCAAGAGUUCACAACGACGCCAGAAGAGGCUACAAGCCCUGAAAUAACUGACACUCCUUCCACGUCUACUACGACUCCUGUCCCUACAACUGUUACUGCGCCUACUACCCCGGCUUCAACGCCAGGCACUAUACCAACUACUGUUACAACUCCUACUACAUCUACUACCCUUGCGUCAACAACAGGCCUCACUAUACCUACAACUGCGGAACCAUUUUUAAACUGCACGGAGCCUCUGGGCUUCGGAGCUGAACUCCCAAUAAACAUGGUGGAAGUGAGCUCAAACUUCGACGCUAUACCAAAACUGAAGCUGGACUCGGAGCGCGGCUGGAAACCUCUUUACAGCUCCCCCGGGGAAUGGAUAAUGUUCAACUUUACAUCACCUCGGAACUUAACCGGUAUCAAGACAAAGGGAGGUCCCUCCGGUUGGGUCACCGCCUACAACGUCAUGUACACCUCCAACCUGUCAACGUUCAACCCGCUACUGAACGAGAAGGGCGAGAACAAGCUGGUGAUCGCCAACUUCGACUCGGACAGCGUCGUGUUGAACGAGUUCCGGCCGCCGAUUCGCGCGCAGUACCUUAAGGUGUUGCCCGUGAAAUGGCAAAAUAAUAUAGAGAUCAAAGUGGAACCGAUCGGCUGCUUUGAACCAUAUCCGCCGGCGGAGGAGGCGCACGAGGAGCGCGUGCCGACGGCGUGCGCGCUGUGCGCGGGCGUGCCGGCCGCCGCGUGCGCGUGCGCCGCGCCGCUGCACUACGACGGCGAGAACUGCGUGCCGCGCGACCAGUGCCCGUGCCUCGUCGGGUUCAUCACAUACCCAGUGGGCUCCACGUACCGCGGCGACGAUUGUGACGAGUGUGUUUGUAAGCUGGGUGGAAUAGCUGACUGUAAGCCCGCCAAGCAGUGUAUUUGUGAACCGGACCUUGUACCGACACUGACAUCAAGUUGCGAAUGCCUCUGUGAGCCAUGUACCAACGGUACCAAGAUCUGCCCUACCAGCAAGCUUUGCUUGCCCCUGGAUAAAUGGUGUGACGGCCUCCAAGAUUGUCCGGAUGACGAGCUGGCCUGCACCACCUUAGCACCCGUCACUGAAACCGUGAUAACUACCGUCGUGCCCACAGUGGCUGCUACUAUUCCUGUUACUACCACCUUUGCGCCAACCACUACCACUGAAAAACCGAUUGAAUGCCCCAAAGUAGAAUGUCCGCCUGGUUACAUUGUCCGUCAAACUUCUGCGUCACACUCGAGCUACAAGUCCGCUUUAGACCUGCCACCUCCGAGGCCCAGGUAUUCGUACCAGAGGUUCUACAAGGGUACUAAAGGAGGAAGAGGAUACUCCAAGGGUGGAUUCUCCAAGACUAGCUUCUCGAAGGGCGGAUAUUAUAGUCCACCGUCUCGACCACAACGGAAUCAAGCGUUCACCCUGGACAAGCCGGCACUCACCAAUUCUCCCAAUGAAAAGAAGGAGUGCGUGCAGUUCAAGUGCAUCCCUCAUCUGCCCCCUAUCCCCCCUAAGGGCUCGACGCCCGCGCCACUCAUAUGCUCGACUCCCGCGUGCCCACCCACAUACUCGUUGAGACUAGAAAGCGUGCCGGAAGGAGCCAACAAGUGUCCUCAGUACAUUUGUGUGCCGCCACCAGAACGGCCUGUUUUCUGCAACGUGACAGGACGCACUUUUAGUACUUUUGACGGCAGCGAGUAUAAGUACGACAUAUGCAACCAUAUCCUCGCCAGAGAGAACCGCAUCGGAGAGUGGACUAUUCUACUACGUAAGAAAUGCGACUCGACAAAUUGUCAAAAUCAGCUACUGGUUCUGCAAGACAUGGAGUUAAUACUCGUGAAACCAAACAUGAUGAUUGAGUACAACGACUACGAGUAUACAGUAGAACAAACCAACAAGAUCUGCUUCCAGAAGAACAGCUUUGACGUGAACCGUCUUGGUGACGGAAUUGCCAUCAAGUCGCGCAAAUAUAACUUCACCGUAUUAUACAGUCCGGACGGUGAUGUGAAGAUCGGGGUCUCUAAGAAAUACAUGGGGCACGUGGACGGCCUGUGCGGACUGUUCAACGGAGACGCGAGCGACGACCGCGCGAUGCCGAACGGCCGCGUGGCCACCACGCUGGAGCAGUUCGGGCGCGCCUGGGCCAAGCCCGGCCUGCAGCCGCAGGACUGCCGCGUGGACGCCGUGCCCAGGGACAAGCAGAAGCGGGUCUGGGACCUCUGCAAGGUCAUCACGGAGGAACCAUUGUCUCAAUGCGCAAAGGUACUUAACUUGGACAAGUGGCGAAGCAUUUGCUUAGAGAAAAUCUGCAAGUGUGCAGACCUGGUCAUCAACGGCACCAAGAAGACUGAGGAAGAAUGCAGAUGUCUACUAGUGGAGAAACUUGUAGCAGAGUGCUUAGCCGCGGAUAAGAACAUCGACGUUUCAAGCUGGAGAAUGCAGAUGGAUUGCCCGGCUGAGUGUCCAGCUCCGCUGGUGCACUACGACUGCUACCGCAAGCGAUGCGAACCAGCGUGCGGGUCGGGCUCGUCCUCGUGUCCGGUGGAGGAGGGCCAGUGCUUCCCCGGCUGCUACUGCCCCGAGGGCAAGCUGAGAAAAGCCCACCAGUGCGUCACGCCAUCCGAAUGUCUUGAUUGUACGUGUACGGGAGUGGGCUCACCAGCCAAGUACGUGACCUUCGAGGGCGACGACCUGCCCUUCCUCGGGAACUGCACCUACCUCGCCUCCAGAGACACCAAUGAGACUGGAUACCACAAAUACCAGGUGUACGCAUCAAACGGUCCCUGUGAAGACAACUCCGCCGCUGUGUGCACUAAGAGCGUUCAUCUCAUACACGAGAAGAACGUCAUUCAUGUAAAUAAAGAUCUGCAGACUGGGAAACUUAUAACGACGGUGAACGGUAAACCUCUGUUCAAAUAUCCGAUGACGAACGACUGGGGCACUAUCAGCCUGGUCAACGGACAAGACGUCAGCGUACUCCUUCCGGAUCAACACGUCGAACUGAUAGUGAUCCAAUCCAAAAUGGAGUUCAGCGUGCGCGUCCCGUCGUUCUUGUACAGCAACCGGACUGAGGGUCUAUGUGGCGUGUGCGCAGGAUAUCUCGACCAUCUCACCACCAGCAACGGCACCGUUACCGACGAUUUCAAUCUCUACGGGAAGAGUUGGCAAGCGAGUCCUGAGGCACUAACGACACUAGAGAUACCCCCACAAGAGCAGUGCGACGAGGCUCCACCACCAGAGGAAUGUGCACCCAUACCACCAGAGACCAACCCAUGCUACAACAUCUACGAUGUCGAUAAAUUUGGUGCCUGCCACGCGCUGGUGGAGCCCGAGGCGUUCGCGGCGCAGUGCGAGGCGGAGCGCUGCGCGGGGGCGGCGCCCGACGCGUGCGGCGCGCUGCAGCGCUACGCCGCGCAGUGCCGCCGCCAGGGCGUCUGCGUGGACUGGCGCCGGGACCUGUGCCCCUACCCCUGCGAAGCCCCGCUGGUGUACAGAGCAUGCGUGGACUGCGAAAGGACAUGUGACAACUACGACGAACUCAGAGAUAAUCCCAAGAAGUGCGAUAAAGAACCGAUUGAAGGAUGCUUCUGUCCCGAAGGAAAAGUAAGAGUUAACAAUACGUGCAUCGAGCCAACUAAAUGCUUCCCUUGUGACGCAAAGAAGGAACAUUAUGCCGGCGACGAGUGGCAGGAGGACGCGUGCACGAAAUGCACGUGCGACAAGCUGUCGGAGCAGAGCGCGGCGCACGUGUCGUGCACCACGCAGACGUGCUCCGCGCCCGUGUGCUCGGAGCUGCAGGACCUCGUCGCCCUCGCCCCGCCGCCGCACUCCGCCGCGUGCUGCCGCCAAUACAUCUGCGUUGAGAAACCACCGAAUGAGAGAUGCGAGGAACCUAAGAGGAUGGAGUGUGGAUUUGGACAGGUGCUGAAGCAAAAGACCAAGGCGGACGGGUGCAAGGAAUUCGCUUGCGAAUGCAAGCCAGAGAGCGAAUGCGAGAAACUUCCCGAUGCGAGCGAAGUUGAAAUGUUAGAACCGGGAAUAGAACGCGUCGUUGACAGCACCGGGUGUUGCCCGCGCGCUGAGCUUGUAUGUGUUCCACAGAAUUGCCCACGACCACCGACCUGUCAAAAGUUCCAAACGCUAGAGACCAAAAAUGUCACCGGCCAAUGCUGUCCGGAGUAUAAAUGUGAACUACCCAAGGACAAAUGUGUAGUGACCCUCGAAUGGGAAGCUGCUGCUAAGGGCGGUGAAAAAGCAAGAACGACACCUCAAGUGAUGCUUAAAGAUAUGGAUUCCGCCUGGCUGGACGGUCCAUGCCGUUCGUGUCGCUGCGAGUCGUCCCCCCUGGGCGCAAUAGCGCAGUGCAGCGUGACGGAGUGUCCCGCCAUCGUCUCCACCGAGCAGUUCGUGCUGGAGCCGCGUCCCGUGCCCUUCGCUUGCUGUCCCGCUGCCGUGCACGUCGCCUGCCGAGAUGGAGACAAUAUUUACAAGGUCGGCGAGAACUGGACGUCCCCCUUCGACCCCUGUGAAUCGUACAAGUGCUCAGAGGUUGAGGAAGGCAAAUUGGAGAAGGUCACAACCGUACAAAACUGCCAUACCGAUUGCCAACCUGGUUGGGAGUACUCACCUGCUCCCGUAGACAGAAAGCAGUGCUGCGGACAGUGCCAGCCCGUAGCGUGUAUAGUGGACGGCGUAACGAGAGACAUCGGGACCUCCUGGACCUCGCCAGACUUCUGCGCAAAUUAUACCUGUGCUAACCUCAACGGCACUCUUCAAGUGCAAAGUAAAAACGAAUCGUGUCCCGAAAUAUCAGAAGCGGUCAAGAAACAGUUUGUACUGAGUGAAGAGAAGAUUCCAGAAGAGUGCUGUCUAAAACAAGAGCCGAUCGCUUGCCGCGUUGGAAACAAAAUUUAUCAGGAGGGUCAAACGUGGCCAUCCUCCGACCCCUGUAAGAACUACACGUGCUCCCGCGACGAGGCCGGCCUCACGCACGCCGCCAGCGUCGAGACUUGCGUCAGGGACUGCAAGCGAGGCUGGAAGUACAUCGAGCCUGCUGCCGGGGUCUGCUGCGGACACUGUGUGCAGGACAAGUGUGUGGUCGGCGAUGAACUAAAGGAACCUGGUACAACAUGGCAAUCCGCCGACAACUGCACGACGUUUUCGUGUGAAGGGAUCGAGGGCGAGGUGUACACGACGUCAGCGCAGUACCCAUGUCCUGACGUGUCGGCCUGCGCCCCGCAGGACCUCGUCAAUGAGACCUGCUGUCAGGUGUGCAAGGAGAAACCGUCUUCACUAAGCACAUGUGUACCAACGCCGAUGCCCAAGAGCGAGUCGGUCGGUCUGAUCCGAGUGCACAUGGGUCCGCACGGUCUUUGCGUCAACGAGGAACCGCUCGACGGAUUCCAGGAGUGCAGAGGCUCGUGUGACUCCGGAACUCUGUACAACAACCAGACCGGCAUCCACGACUCGUCGUGCGAGUGCUGCCAGGCGACGCGCUACGCGCCGCUGCUGGUGUCGCUGACGUGCGCGGACGGCUCGCGGCGCCCGCACCGCCUCGCGUCGCCGGCCGACUGCGCCUGCAGGCGCUGCGCCGAGCUGGCCUCGCACUGGUACCCCAGCAAGAGCGGAUACUCGCAAGCGUCCAACCAACCGACACCUCAAUACGGGCGCUGGCGCUCCAAGGAGCCCGACGAGUACACCGUCCCCGACAUGUUCGUCCGCUACGGGACUCCGGCCCCUCGCCGACAGUUCUGAUCACCAUCUAGUCACUUCUAAGUGAGGAUAGGAAUUUAAAUUUAAAAUUAGACGCGUUUAAGUAUUACGUAGAUGGGUGGGACGGGGCAUUCGAUAUAUUUUUUUAACUUUUCUGACAUCUGUAACAAAGCAUAAAACCAAUUUUUCUAAAGAAACACCUUUUCUUAAUGGUUUCACUGAAAACCCUUAUUUUUAGUCAGAGUAAUCGACGUUAUUAAGUAAAAACAAAUAUAUAUAUAUAUAUAUAUAUAUUUAUAUGUUAUUUUGUGCUGUCAAAAGAUUAUUUUAUUUUCUCUUAAAAGAUUUGAAGCUUACGAAAUACUUGAAACGCGUUCUUUGUUUAUAAAAAUAUUUCCAAAAAAAAUAUUACUUUUGGAUUUAUUAUAAAAUGUAUUAAUGAAAGAAGUAUCCAGUGAUUUUAAUCAUUUAUUAUUGUAAAUAAAGAAUAUAAUAUUGAUAAA